AUGGCAGAACAGACCCAAAGCAAUUCAACCGUCAGUGAAUGUGAAGAAGUAUUAGACAAUUUUGGUGACAUUGAAAUUGAAACGUCUCAACCAAAUAAUGUAUUAAAAAAAAAACGGGUUAUCAUCUCACGAGAACCUAUGAACCAAGUCAUAGUUCUUGAAAUUAAAAAUUGGUGUAAUUUGGGGUAUUCUAAAGUCAUUUUAUUUGAAACAUCAAAGCAUCUACUCUAUGAAAUAAAACAAGUUCAUUUGGAAUAUGGCUGUUGGUAUAUUAACCCAAUACUUCUUUCUGAUAGUUCUUUUAAAAUAAGUUCUAUAAUGGAUCCUUUUUAUAUAGUUCUUCAUUUCCUUUGUUUACAUAAUGUUAAUGAAACUACAAAAUUUUCAUCUCUUGACGAUAUUUAUACUUUAUUACCUUCUAAUGUCAUUACCGAAUUACUUAAAGAUACCUUAACUCAAUUUGUUAAAGAAGAAAAUAGUCAUUAUAAAAUUGACUUUCCUCUCAUUAAAGAAGUCCUCAUAGAAAAAAAAAAUUUAAUUGACAACUAUCUUAAAGGUAUUGUUAAAAAUGAAUCUCGUCAAACAAAAGGAAUGGACAAAUUUUUAACUAAAAAAGUUGACAAUGACACCCUUUUUUUAUAUCUCGGAGAGUACUGGUAUAAUCUGAUGAACUGGAAAAUUCCAGAAGAACAAAUUGUUUAUUACGCUGAUGAUUACACACAGUAUGAAAAGAAAAAGAAAGUAACUAAAAAGAAAAUUUCUAAAAAAAAGAAAUAA
This is a messenger RNA of Entamoeba dispar SAW760, 777 nucleotides long. RefSeq lists its product as uncharacterized. The transcript is spliced from 2 exons. The record is from RefSeq and is a predicted model, not a curated record. Lineage: Eukaryota; Evosea; Mastigamoebida; Endamoebidae. The coding region runs from base 1 to 777 and encodes 258 amino acids.